AUGGCCGAUGUAGGCGGCGACAAAGGCCCUCUUUGUCUCGCAGUCAUCAUCGCCACAUUGGCUGUGGGAGGCAUCCUCGUCUUUACUCGCGUCCUCACUCGUACAGUCAUCAGACCCCAUUUUGGGUGGGAUGAUGGCCUCAUUGUCAUUACCUGGUUCAUUAUUCUAGGCUACAAUAUAUGCAUGUUCGUCUCGAUUGAACGAGGUUAUGGAAAACGCGGCGCUACCUUGACGGAUGAGCAAGUCACGUCGGCGAUUAAAGCAGAAGUCAUCGGCCAGUUCUUCGCCAUCGCCUCAUUCCCAUCCGGCAAAGCCUCCAUCGCGUAUCUGCUGCAGCGUAUUUUCCCUGGCAAGAAACUACAAUGGUUCUUGUGGUCAUUCGUUGCCGCAAAUGCUAUCUGUUUCUACAUUGAUGCCAUCUUGAUUUUGGUCCAGUGUCAGCCAGUGGCAUUUCAGUGGGAUCACACCAUCCCGGGGGGCAAAUGCUGGGAUUCAAGAGUUGUUGUUGACUGGGGAUUUCUCACUGGCGCUAUCGGUGCCCUUACAGACUUUUCCUUUGCCGUCCUGCCAUGGUUCUACCUCAGGAAGCUUCAGAUGGGCCUCAAGGAGAAAAUCACCAUUGGCGUUGCCCUCAGCAUGGGUUUCUUCGCCACCGUGUGUUCGUCUCUCAAGAUCUAUUAUACGUGGACUUUAGGGUCGCACCAGGAUUUUACUUAUGAUACCGUUCCCUUGGUCAUUUGGUCGUGUGUGGAGCUGGCUUCCAUCAACGUCGCUGCUUGCAUUCCUACUCUCGGGCCACUCUACCUGUGGCUCCUUGGUCGUAGUCCCAAAAGCACAAGCGCGAAAUCCGACUAUGAGUCAAGGGGGACUGGCUCCGGGAAAUUCGGACGAUUGGCGAAUCGGAACAGUAGAGGCAUCGAGCUCGAAUCCCUCGAUGACCCAUCUUUCAACAUCUACCAAUCCAAAUCCUACAGGGUCAGUUUUGGAGACCGCGAUGGCAAGCCGAUAAAGGUGACAGAGACGGCUCAGACGACGCAGACGACACAGACGAUACAAACAGAAGAUGCUGGGGCUACUAUCACGGUCCAGCGUGCUUACGCUUAUUAA
Messenger RNA from Trichoderma aggressivum f. europaeum, 1107 nucleotides. RefSeq lists its product as uncharacterized. The record is from RefSeq and is a predicted model, not a curated record. The coding region runs from base 1 to 1107 and encodes 368 amino acids. Lineage: Eukaryota; Fungi; Ascomycota; Sordariomycetes; Hypocreales; Hypocreaceae. The transcript has 4 exons.